AUGCAUGGAGCCUACAGCUCCAGCCUGACACCAAGAUACUUCAUCCUUAAUGGGAUUCCUGAACUAGAAGCCUUACACAUCUGGAUCUCCCUGCCAUCCUGCUUCAUGUACAUCAUGACUGUCAUGGGGAACUGUGGGCUCAUCUACCUCAUCAGCCAUAAGGAGGGCCUGCAUCGGCCCAUGUAUUACUUCCUAGCUUUAUUGUCUCUUACAGAUGUUAGUGGGUGCACUUCAUUUGUCCCUAAUAUGUUAUGUAUCUUUUGGUUCAAUCUCAAAGAGAUUGAGUUUAAUGCCUGCCUUGUGCACAUGUUUUUCAUCCACAUGCUCGCAGGUAUGGAGUCUGGCGUGCUCAUGCUUAUGGCCCUGGAUCACUAUGUGGCCAUUUGCUACACUCUACGCUAUUCUACCAUCCUUAUGAACACUGUCAUUACCAAGGUUGGAUUUGCCCCCUUCAGUCAAAGUAUGUUGCUCAUGAUCCCAUUCGUUUUCCUGAUCAAGCGUCUUCCCUACUGCAGGGGCAACCUCAUCCACCACACCUACUGUGACCAUAUGUCUGUGGCCAAACUGUCCUGUGGCAACAUCAAGAUUAAUGCCAUCUAUGGUCUCAUAGCUGCCAUAUUGAUUGGAGGAUUUGAUAUGUUCUGUAUCUUCGUGUCUUACACCAUGAUUAUCUCUGCUGUAGUGAGUCUGUCAUCUUCAGAUGCUCGCCACAAAUCCUUCAACAGUACAUCACACAUAUGUGUUAUUGUCAUCACCUAUGUCCCAGCCUUCUUCAACUUCUUCACUCAUCGUUUUGGGGGACUCAUCAUACCUCACCAUGUUCACAUUUCUAUAGCUAAUCUCUACCUGUUGCUGCCUCCCACCUUGAAUCCAAUUGUCUAUGGAGUGAAGUAA
Molecule: messenger RNA, 894 nt
Organism: Zalophus californianus (California sea lion)
Lineage: Eukaryota; Metazoa; Chordata; Mammalia; Carnivora; Otariidae
Product: olfactory receptor 52N2-like
Biological process (GO): G protein-coupled receptor signaling pathway
Cellular component (GO): membrane
Molecular function (GO): olfactory receptor activity
Source: RefSeq, a predicted model, not a curated record